GACGUGCGAUGUUGGAUAGGUGGCUUCACGCAGUCAGUAUUUGUCUCGUGCAAGCACUCGGAAAAAGAUCACAGACGGAGCUUAUUCAGCUCCCAUCACAUAACGCACCUACCUACCUUCCUUGCUACCUACCUACGACAAAUAAUAAAGACGGGGUCCUCACAGCAUGCUCAUCACGACCUAUACUGGCUGUUCUCAAUGACGUAUUCGACAGUGAGGUCGGCCCCAUACACUCUGCAUGACGACUGGCCCAGGUCCAUGUCGACGUCGAUGCGCACCGACCGGUCGUGGCUGGGGAAGUCCGGCUUCUUGCCGCCGAUGAAGAGCUCCGCCGACCUCAUGUACUCAGUCAGCUUCCGCUCCAACUCGGGGGUCAGAUUGAAGGCACCGUUGGAGUACACUGAAUCCUACACACAAAGACAGGCAGGCCACACAUGGCAUGGAUGGGCACACGCGUCCAUUAGUGGCUCGUCUUAAGUACUCGGUCCAUGAAGAUCUUGGUCUUCCUGAGCUGCUCGUCGGUCAGGCCCUCCCCCACCCGCCCAAGCGCACUGCCCAAUGCGCACGCCAGGCGGCCAAUGUUCGGAUCGUUGCCUGAGGGCAGGCAGGGAAAGAGCGACCCAGAAAGACGUGACAAUGGAUGUGCAAGCAUGUGGGUGCGUGCCUGCGAUAGCUGAUUUGAGUAGGGGCGAGUUGAUGACGCUCUUGGCCAGCGCCUUGGCGAUGGCGAAACUGGGCGCCCUGCUCACAUUGCACUCGAUCACAUGCUUCACACCUGCCUCCCCACACACAGAGAUGAACACACACUCACAUGUGCACACGGAAAGCAUCGUCUAUCCCUCUGUCACCGACUGGCUGACCUUCUCCAUUGCGGACGAUCUCCUUGCUGAGCUGCCGCGACACCUCAAAAAGCGCCUCCUGGAACUCAAGCAGCUGCGCAUCGGGGUCACUGUCACCAUCACCGCCUCCCAGCGGCACACGAUUCGACGACAGCAGCCAAACAGUAUCGGAGGUCGACUCGUCGGCAUCGAUGCUGAUACAGUUGAAGGUCUCAGCCACCACUUUGUCCAGCGUCUUCUGCAGCGUAGCACGCGGCACGGCCAUGUCCGUGAGGAUGAAGACGAGCAUCGUGGCCAUGUUGGGUUCGAUCAUGCCGGCCCCCUUGGCCACGCCCACCACCUUGGCGCCGUUCUUGAGGGUGAUGCCGAACGCCUUGGGGUAGGCGUCGGUCGUCAUGAUGGCCCUCGCAAAGUCCGCCACCGAAUGACUGCCGAUGUCCUUCUCCUUCUCCACCUGGAACCGUGACUCGAUCAGCUGCGGGAUGGCGCUGGCCAUCUCCUUCAUCGGCAGCUCCCAACCUAUGAUCCCCGUCGACGACACUGCGAUGUUCUCAGCCGACCAGUCAGGGCCCAGCCCGUUAGCCACGUCCACACACAAGGUCUCUGCCUUGUCCAUGCCGUGCUUGUUGGCCGCGUUGGAUAUCCGGUUGUUGACCAGCAGACCGCCCAUUUUCGUUGACUCGGCCAGCCGCUGUCUGCCGAGCGUCACGGGAUGGCCGCAGAAGCGGUUUUUGGUGAAGACGGCGGCGAAGUUCUCGGAGGGCUUCUCGGUAGUGAGUAGCGCCAUGUUGAGCUUGUAGGGCUUCGAGCUCUCCAGGGGCAGCUCCUGAGGGAAGAAGAUGAUGUCCUUGGCCACACCCAGGUAGAAGCCCUUGGGCAGCGGCAGGUUCUCCAGCCGGUCAUAGUACGCACGUCGGGCCUCUUGUGCAUCGCUGUCUAAGCCAUCUUCAGCAGCAGAGCCCAGCAGUGUCUGCAGUGGCCUUCUCCCCUUCCGCAGGCUCGCUAGAAAGGACAUCGAAUGCUCUGCUCCCACCCUCCUCCUCAGAGAGAGAUCAGACGUCCUCAGUGCCUCUGGUCUCCCGCCGAUGAGUCGAGACGAGCUGGUGAUGAAUGCACUUCCACGACGAGAAGGUGCCGAUGGUAGAUCCGUCGCUGCGACUCUCCCACAAGCGCACAGGGCGGCAAGAAAUCUGAUUUGCAGCACAACCAUCAGGUGCAGCGGCGGCCUCGCCAUGAUGCAUGGAAGCGCACGCCUUCGCCG
This is a messenger RNA of Vitrella brassicaformis, 2100 nucleotides long. The record is from the annotation of a GenBank genome assembly. NCBI's taxonomy places the organism in Eukaryota, Vitrellaceae.